This is a messenger RNA of Dicentrarchus labrax (European seabass), 2409 nucleotides long. RefSeq lists its product as uncharacterized. The record is from RefSeq and is a predicted model, not a curated record. Bases 1241 to 2191 code for a protein of 316 amino acids. Lineage: Eukaryota; Metazoa; Chordata; Actinopteri; Moronidae. The transcript has 2 exons.
GUAAUUAUGCUAAAACAAUGUCGAACUCCAUAGUUUUCUCUGGACCCCUGCCCAAUGUGACCAGUGAUGACAUGUAUAGCCGCAUGUCGUCAUUCCACCGCUGGCUGUCGAGGUGGUGUCCAGCAAACGAUGUGGGCUUCAUUGAUAACUGGAAGCCUUUUUGGGGAAAACCUGGUCUGAUUAGGAGAGACGGCAUCCAUCCCACUUUGGAUGGAGCGGCUCUCUUAUCUAGAAAUAUGGCGAAGUUUAUUUCUAAAACCUGACAGUCCAGAGUUAGGACCAGGAAGCAGAGCUGCUGUCUUACACACUUCUCUGCGCUUUCUUUAGAACAGUCACCCACCCAAAACCCCAUAGAGACUGUGUCUGUCCCCCGACCACCUAAAUUAUUUAAAGAAAUAAAAACGAGGAGUUCAACAUAAAAAUCUAAUAAAAAUUAAAACCAUCUCCUCAGUAGCACAAAAUAAGAGAAUGAAAUGUGGGCUGUUAAAUAUCAGGUCUCUGUCCUCUAAAGCUGUUUUAGUGAAUGAAUUAAUAUCAGAUUAUGAUAUUGAUUUACUUUGUCUUACUGAGACCUGGUUGUCCCAGGAGGAGUAUGUUAGCCUAAAUGAAUCCAACCCCCCAGUCAUAUUAAUACUCACAUUCCUCGAGGCACAGGCCGAGGAGGUGGAGUGGCAGCCAUAUAUGAUUCGAGCGUUUUAAUGGACCCUAAACCUAAACUAAAUUAUAAUUCAUUUGAAAGCCUUGUUCUUAGUCUUUCUCACCCAAACUGGAAAACACUGCAGCCAGUUCUAUUUCUAAAACACUGCAGCCAGUUAUAGUGUACCGUGCUCCUGGACCUUACUCUGAUUUUAUAUCUGAAUUCUCAGAGUUUCUAUCAAGUUUAGUCCUUAAAUCAGAUAAAGUAAUUAUUGUAGGUGAUUUUAAUAUUCAUGUGGAUGUUGACAAUGACAGCCUUAGUAAUGCAUUUAUAUCAUUAAUAGACUCAAUUGGCUUCUGUCAGAGUGUAAAUAAACCAACUCAUUGUUUUAAUCACACUCUUGACCUUGUUUUAUCAUAUGGCAUUGAUAUUGAACAUUUAAUAGUUUUCCCACAUAAUCCUUUCCUAUCUGACCAUUAUUUAAUAACUUUUGAAUUCAUACUAUUAGAUUAUAAGCCAUUAGGCAAAACUUCCUACAGCAGAUGUCUAUCUGACAGUGCUGUAGCUAAAUUUAAGGAGGAGAUUCCUUCAGUGUUUAAUUCAAUGCCAUGUCUGAAUUUAACAGAGUCCUAUAACGACUUUAGUCCCUCUGAAAUUGAUAAUCUUGUCGAUAGUGCUACAGGCUCACUACGAUCAACAUUAGACUCUAUCGCUCCUAUAAAAAGGAAAUUAUUAAAACAUAGGGGACUAGCACCGUGGUAUAACCACCAAACCCGCCAGUUAAAACAAAUAGCUAGGAAAUCUGAAAGGAAAUGGCGCUCUUCCAAAUUAUCAGAAUAUCGCUCAAAUUGGCAAGAUAAUCUUAAAAUUUAUAGAAAGGCCCUCCGUAAUGCCAGAGGAGCCUAUUACUCAGCACUAAUAGAAGAAAAUAAGAAUAACCCUAGAUUCCUCUUCAGCACUGUAGCCAGGCUGACAGAGAGUCACAGCUCUAUUGAGCCACAUAUCCCCAUAAACUUAAGUAGCAAUGACUUCAUGAGCUUCUUCUAUAAUAAAAUUAUUACUAUUAGAGAAAAAAUUAAUCACCAACUGCCAUCAACAGUUAUCAGUGGCUCUCCAAGUUCAGGGACUUCUGUCAAUGUAAACUUAGAUAUAUAUUUAGACUGUUUUUCUGCUAUCGAUCUUCAUCAGUUAACUUCAAUCAUUUCUUCAUCGAAGCCAUCAACCUGUCUAUUAGACCCGAUCCCAACUAGGCUGCUUAAAGAAGUUGUUCCCUUAAUUGGCACUUCUUUAAUGGAUAUGAUUAAUCUUUCUUUAUUAUCAGGAUAUGUACCACAGUCCUUUAAAGUAGCUGUAAUUAAACCCCUUCUUAAAAAGUCCACUCUUGACCCAGGGGUUUUAGCCAACUAUAGACCAAUUUCUAACCUCCCCUUCCUCUCUAAGAUUCUGGAGAAAGUAGUCGCCAAAGAGUUGUGUGACUUUCUACAUAACAAUAGUUUAUUUGAGGAUUUUCAGUCAGGAUUUAGAGUUCAUCAGCACAGAGACAGCUCUGGUUAAAGUUAAUAAUGACCUUCUGACUGCUUCUGACAAUGGACUUGUCUCUGUACUUGUAUUAUUAGAUCUUAGUGCUGCAUUUGACACCAUUGACCAUAAUAUUCUUUUAGAGAGACUUGAGCAUCAAAUUGGCAUUAAAGGAACCGCACUAAGCUGGUUUAAGUCAUAUUUAUCAGAUCGCUCGCAGUUUGUACAUGUUAACGAUGAAUCUUCAAUAAAUA